Molecule: messenger RNA, 3184 nt
Organism: Clarias gariepinus (North African catfish)
Lineage: Eukaryota; Metazoa; Chordata; Actinopteri; Siluriformes; Clariidae
Gene: atg5
Product: ATG5 autophagy related 5 homolog (S. cerevisiae)
Exons: 8
Coding region: 303-1130 (275 amino acids)
Biological process (GO): C-terminal protein lipidation; autophagosome assembly; autophagy of mitochondrion
Cellular component (GO): phagophore assembly site membrane; Atg12-Atg5-Atg16 complex; cytoplasm
Source: RefSeq, a predicted model, not a curated record
AUAGUGCACAUAUGUAGUGAAUGUGCUGCAAUUUGGGACAAAUCCGAUCACCUCGCUGCCAAAGAAUUAGCUAGCUUCCGUUGCGUUCCUUUAGCUUAGCCUAGUUAAAACCUUUUCGGCUGUUCGGUGUUGUUAAUGAAGUGAAUAAAUCAUAAAUAAACCGAACUAGUUAUGUUUUCAGGUUUUUGGUGAGACUUGACGCUGUUUGUAAGUAAGAGGAGCGGCCUGGGUCGCAGAUAAGAAGAAACAGGUGAAGUGUUAAACCUGGACAUAUCAUAUGUGUCACCUGGAUAGCUGCGAUAAUGGCAGAUGACAAAGAUGUACUCCGAGAUGUAUGGUUCGGCCGGAUACCGGCGUGCUUCACACUUUAUCCAGAUGAAGUCACAGAGAGAGAAGCAGAACCGUUUUACCUUCUCCUUCCACGGGUGAGUUAUCUGACGCUAGUGACCGACAAGGUCAAGAAGCACUUUCUGAAAGUCGUAAAAGCCGAAGAUGUCGAGGAAAUGUGGUUCGAAUAUGAAGGGACGCCUCUGAAAUGGCACUAUCCAAUCGGAGUAUUAUUCGAUCUCCAUGCCUCAAAUAUGUCUCUCCCCUGGAGUAUCACUGUGCACUUUAAGCAUUUUCCUGAUCGUGAUUUACUCCGCUGCCCUUCGAGCGCUGUGAUAGAAGCCCACUUUAUGUCCACCAUUAAAGAGGCAGACGCAUUCAAGCACAAGGGCCAGGUUAUAAACGACAUGCAGAAAAAAGAUCACAAGCAGCUGUGGAUGGGCCUACAGAACGAUAAAUUUGACCAGUUCUGGGCCAUGAACCGCAAACUGAUGGAAUAUCCAUCCGAGGAGGGCGGCUUUCGCUAUAUCCCUUUCAGGAUAUACCAGACGCUGAGCAACAGGCCGUUCAUCCAGAAGCUGUUCCGGCCCGUUUCUUCCGAAGGCCACACUCUCACCCUGGGAGAUCUGCUCAAAGAGAUGUUCCCUGCUGCCCUAUGCCAGGAUGAUGAGCCAAAGAAAUACCAAGUGGUGGUUCACGGCAUCGAGCCGCUGUUCGAGACGCCUGUCCAGUGGCUCAGCGAGCACCUGAGCCAUCCAGACAACUUCCUCCACAUCUGCAUCGUCCCGGUGCCGAACGACUAAACCCGCGAACUGCCCAUGUGGCCCGAGAACGACUCUGCUGCUCCCAUCAUCCAGGAGGGACCCUUCCAGAAGAGUGUAUUAACUUUCUCACACUUCCUGCAUUCACAUUUGCCCACCUGGCCUGCCACACCUACUUGCUACGAGAUUUGGUGGAAUGGAAAUAUUCUUCUUUUCUUAUGCAUGUCACAGGGAUGUAAAUUCCACCUUUUACUGUCUCGGUGUCCAAGUAUUACCGUGGUAUUUUUAUGUACGAGAUUAUUAGUGACUGCUGUGCGCUCAGAAAUGUCGUCUUUUUUUUCCAAAUGAGAUUCAUAUAUUUUCUUCACACCAUGUUUAAUAAGAUAACUAACCUUUUUACAUCCCUGGUAUGCAUCUCUCUUUCUCUCUCUCUCUCUCUUUCUCUCUCUGAUGAACUCUCUUUACAUGUUGCCUUAGAACUCGCUCACCUUCAUGAUGAGUCGGUACACUCCUGAUUUUGUCCUGGUUUUGCUGAAUGACGGUUAUCCCUGGCUCAAAAAGGCCAGAGCUUAAGUUUUGAUCAGCCCUUCACUAGUACAGCAUGUUUUUCUUUCUCAACAGUCUCAGUAUGGUACUUUGAACAAAAUAAUGAUUUCAGCAUUAAAGCAUUAAACCUAACCUCGCACUAAUUUUAAGAUCCAAGAUUAAGUAGUUUUCUUUUAGUUUUCUUUCUUUUAUAACACGUAAUCAAAGCUAGUAAUAAAGUUUACUAGACAGCACGCUAACAUGAGGUACCAAACGCUUUCUCUGUACGCAAAAGUUGAUUUUGAAAGAAACAAAAAACGGUGUCUGUGCUUGGAGUCGUUUACAUUUAAUCAUUUUGUUUUGCAUAAGUCAGCAGAGUGUAGGAGUGUCUUCUUUUUCAGGUUGAAUCUACAUUCCUGCCUUGCAGCCGUUAAUAAAAAUGUUUUUGUCUCAGUUGCUCAUAUAUAUGCACUUUGGUGUUAUAGCGAUUAUAGUUAGUGAUUGGCUGAUCAAGUAUACGCUAAGCUCCGCCCCAGGGAAGCAUGUGAUUCUGCAAAAUGAGGAUGUACAUCAGUGCAGAGUAUUUACAGUAUUCACAGCAGUUAGCUAAUACACAAAUUUUUCAUUUAGAUCUUUCCUUGGAAUUUGGUUCAUUAUCAGGAAAACCAGCAUCCCUGGAACAGAAAAUUUAUUUUCAACGAUUUUUAUCGGCGCACACAAAGGAGGUCGAAAAAAGGAAUUGCAUCCGAGUUGUGGUCGCAAAUUUUUGUUCAGUUCCUGUGUGUGGGCUUAGUCUGGGAACUGGAACUGUCAUUCAGAAAUGAUUUACUUAAAUACUUAUCUCUAAUCCAAAUCAUACAACAUGAAAGAGAAAAUAACAGCCUGUUCAUGUGUUGCGGUUGACUCCGGAUGUCUGUCGUAAGAGAACUGCAAUGUAGUCUCCUGAUUGGAAGUUUAGUACACACAUUAUAUAUAUAUAUAUAUGGAGAGAGGGAGAUUUAUAAAAAAAAAAAUGUAACACAUUAUUAUAGCUGAUGCAGGACAAUAUUUUAAACAGCUCAGAUUAUACAACUACUAGACAUAACUGUUUAGCCUGGUAACAUUUGUUUGUGUUUAUUUCGUUCGGAGAGGACGUGACGGAGGAGGUCGGAGCGGGGAGCAGACGAUUAGCAGCUGAGAAUGAUUAUUCGCUUAUAGGAAUAAGUGAGUGUACACUCGCAGACAGAUGGGGAGAGCGAAUACUCAAACCACACCAGGUCACUUCUCAGCAAACUGACUGGAAAACCUGGGGCUUUGAAACUUCGCAAUGUGCGUGUUCGGGGAUUUUUUAAAAAUUAUUUUCCUUUUUUUUUUUUUUUUUAUUCAAUUGGACUCCAGAUGUGUGCACUGCAUUGACUGUAUUUAAUCUGCUAAAAUGUCGAUACUGCAAGCCACACGUUCUUUCAGAACAAAUGUGAUCAAAUGAAAAUUUUCUUUCUUUCUUUCUUUGUUCACGCUUGCUUUUUCUGUCUUUUGCUACUUAACUACUUAAAAAUGCUUAAUAUAUAAUUAAAACAAUAUUUUGUAACUAA